Molecule: messenger RNA, 2098 nt
Organism: Archocentrus centrarchus (flier cichlid)
Lineage: Eukaryota; Metazoa; Chordata; Actinopteri; Cichliformes; Cichlidae
Gene: socs3b
Product: suppressor of cytokine signaling 3b
Exons: 3
Coding region: 426-1118 (230 amino acids)
Biological process (GO): intracellular signal transduction; phosphatidylinositol phosphate biosynthetic process
Cellular component (GO): phosphatidylinositol 3-kinase complex
Molecular function (GO): 1-phosphatidylinositol-3-kinase regulator activity
Source: RefSeq, a predicted model, not a curated record
CACAUACACACACGGGGAGUACUCCGGCAGAUACUGCUGCCGACACAUUCCUCUGCUCGGUAAAGAAACCUACACACUCUUUCGGAUACUUUUUUAAUGGAUUUUAAUGCCUGAAUUAAUAAUUUUUCAAGCACUACUUUCGAGUAGUUUGCGUAUUUUUUCUUUUGACGACGAGCCGCUGCGGCGCCGGACUGAGUGCAUCCCCAAGCUGUGUAUAGGUGCUCUCUACCAGCCCCUCUCUGGAUGCAUCAGACUCUUCUUCCCCGGGGCCUUGGACCCGGUGUGUGACCCCGCCACCCUCACCCCGCUCCCCCUCCCGCCUCUCAAAUCAGUCUGCUCCAAACUGUCUUCCACCUGUCCAACCAGGCGCAUAUUUUCUGGGCCCUCUGCCUCUCGAUCAGCAGGGAGAGGCAGGGGGCCAUGGCAUGGCCAUGGUAACCUUUGGAGGACGCAACCCCCUUGCCAUGAGCAGCGUCACCCCUCCAGAGGGCAGGCUUCAGGGGUUGAAUUUUACCCCGCAUCAUUACAAGCCCUUCAGCUCGCAUGAACACUACCAGCAAGUGAUGUGUGCACUGCACAAGCUUCAGCAGAGUGGCUUUUACUGGGGGGCUAUCAGUGGCCGGGAGGCCAACUCCCUGCUACGCUCUCAAACCCCUGGCACUUUCCUGGUUCGCGACUCCUCAGACCACCACUACUUCUUCACCCUCUCUGUCCAGACAAUUAAGGGAACGAGGAACUUGCGCAUCCACAGUGAGGGAGGGGGCUUCUUUUUACAGGCAGAUCCCCCAAAUACCCAGGAGCUCCCAAAGUUUGACUGUGUGCUGAAACUCAUAGAGCACUACAUGGGGAAGGGGGAGGAUACUGAAAGGACAAGCGAAGGGGCAAGUGGGGGCAAUUCAGAAGAGGCAAAAACAAAGGCACGCAUCGUUUAUCUGAUCGACAGCAGUGGUGAGAAAAUCCCCCUGGAGUUGCUUCGACCCCUCAUGACUUCUCUCUCUAGCCUGCAGCACAUGUGCAGGAGGACGCUGAACAAUCAACGCCCGGGGGCUUUGGAGCAGACUGAGGCUCUCCCACAUACAAUCAGAGACUUCCUGCAGGAGUAUGAUUCUCCUAUAUGACUGACAGGAACUGUAAAAGGUUCUACUGCAUGGAGCAGGUGCCAGGAUUACAGCACAGACCAGUUCUCUGUGAAUAUGAGAAUAUAUGUGCGGACAUAAACUCACUGGACUGAGCCUUAGAUGCUAAUAUGAGGUCAAGUAUUCAGAAUCAGCUGAUCACUGAACAACCCAGGGUCACCCACUGACCUGGGGUCUGGGGAUGAGGAGUGUGAUUUGGGUUGCCGACAAUUACCUCGUCCAUCCUGCCUUGCAAAAACAAAAUCAAAAACUGACCACUAGAGUGAGUGGCAGGUGAAGUCAGAGGUCAAUGUUUCCUAUGACUGACUGAGACGCAGAGCAGUGCCUCGUAGAAGAUUAACCUGACUGGUCGAUAUUAACGAUGACAACGAAGGCAUGAUCAAUGCGCCACCAGUGAAAUCUUGGUGGGUUUAAUCUGCUUAAAAAGAGACCUCCUCCUGUCAACUGGACAGACAGCAGAGAGUAGAGCGAGUGGAUGGAGGAGGAGUUUUCAGAGAAAAGGCAAAGUCCAAAUGAGGGGGGCCCAGCACAGAAAACGUACAGCAUUUGUUUGUCUGAAUGUGUGUGUGUAAGUGUUUGUGUUGUGGUGGUGCACACAUUUCCAUCGCUGCUUCCCGCAAGUGUUGCCUCAUAGACGGGAGUGGGACGGUCAUGCACUCUAGCUCCACAUGCGCAGACACACACACACAGGUAUAGACCACAUGAAGGUUUUGUUAGCAUGGGAGAAUGAGGGAGGGACAAAAAAAAAAAUAAUUACAAAGCAUUUUCUCCUAUUUGUUUCUUGUUCCUCAUCCAUAACCAUUUGACUGCCCUCCUCCCUCUCCCUGCCUUUUUAUUUCAGAGAUGCAUGUAUGCUUUGACAGUGACACAAAACAGGCUGCUUUUGCCGAGACAGAGGCUUUUAACCAGGACAAAAGCCCUGGCAUGGGACCAAACAAAACUGCAGAACUUAUUUUUAUCCC